Molecule: messenger RNA, 1011 nt
Organism: Phytomonas sp. EM1
Lineage: Eukaryota; Euglenozoa; Kinetoplastea; Trypanosomatida; Trypanosomatidae
Source: the annotation of a GenBank genome assembly
AUGGCCAAUUCUCGGGAUGAUAUGCUCAGCUUGCUGGAGCAGCACAAGCGGCUUAUUCGUCAGCGCACGGUCGACCCUGCUACGCUAAGUGCAAAGAGUUUGCCUUACAACGUUGACCUCAGCUCCGCGCGUAACCCUCAUAGUAAAAACAGUGCUUCGCAGCGGCAAUCUUCUCUGAAUCCCAACAUGCUCCACGCCAGUGAGAACAUACGGGCGUUUUUGGAGCACUACUACCGCAUGUUUUAUGUGUUUGCGGAGGAUAGCAGUCGCCUUGAGAUGGAGCUCACCACGGAUCUCUCCGGACAAGACCGCCGGGCGCUGCAUGCCUUGGCGGAGGCUUGUAACUUGGCGCACCAUUCGAGCGAAAGCGCCACCACGCAUCAGCGCACCUUAACCAUCAAGAAGGAUGUGUUGUUCUUUAAGCACAAAAAUGCCUACCGGGAUGUCGACGUCGAGGCGCUUGCGGCGAAGAUUACCUCGAAGGACUCCAAGUUUGACCUUCGCCGCGUCCGUGGAGUGGACCCUAGCCGGCGGGAGAUCGGGGAGGUAGGCGGCUACGACGACGACGAGGCCCUCGAGAAGAUUUUGCGUUUCAAACGCUUCACCGAUGAGUACCGCCACGCGGUGGAUAUGGGGUAUUCCCAGGAGGAAGCCAUCGCGAUGGGCCCUGGUGGGGAGGGGGCGCGCCUGGAGGAGAUCCUCCGCCGCCCCGCUCCCGAUGCGGAGGGCAGCGAGAGCGAUCCUGCCAGCCUCCUUUCGAAGGAUUCUGUGAAGGAUCGGCUGGCGUUACCGGCGUCGCCAUUUUCGACGGGAUCGCGUGCAGAAGAGGGUCGACCUCCUCCACCGCCAACUCGGGAUUUCCCCCCCCCCACACCUCUGCGAAGGCCUUUUCGGAGCACUGUCGUGGUUGUGGCUCCGAGGGUAUCGUGGACUACCCGAUUGAGGAAUGGAGCUGUCAGAAGUACUGCGCGUGCUGUGCGCGGGAUACGAUUUGGAGUUUGUCCGAGGUGA